AUGAAAUGUAGACCUGUGUACACCCUCUAUGACACGCGUAUCGCAUAUCACCAACCUCUCGUGGUGCUGGAGUGUGUCCUGCAGAAAGACGUAAUAUACAACAAGGUCAACCCCAUCUUCCACCACUGGAGGAUCAACAACAAGAAGUUUGGACUGACUUUCCAGAGCCCUGCUGACGCUCGUGCUUUUGACCGGGGCAUACGUCGGGCCAUUGAGGACAUCAACCAAGGAUUUCGGCCGUUUGGGGAAGGGGAUAUUCCUGAGGAUGGACUGCCGGCGUGUGAUGAGCCUCCCUCCUUAUGUACCCCAAUGAAAGAGCCUUUCUCUCCCCUGAACAACGUCGUCUCCACCGAGCCCUUCAGGGGCUGCUACGUCCGCGCCCAACCCUUCGACGAGUUCAACUCCAGCAACCGCCGCUACCUGCCUCCCCAGGUCUCCUUCAAGUCAACUCGUCAUGUCAGUUUUCACAUGGACGAAGAGGAGAUUGUUCGCAUCAACCCACGCAAAGACGUGCUCAUCCGCGGCUAUGAGGACUACCGCCACCCUGUCAUGUGGAAACAGGAUUCCGACCGCGAGGACAUGGACUUCCCCACCGCCUUCCACAAACUAGACAGUAAGAAGUGCGAGUAUCUCUUCCCCGAUGGGCCGUGUGGGGACCCCCACUCUGGCCCCGGCAUGGGCAUUGGAACAGGUAUGGGUCUGGGUCUUGGCAAGGACACAGCCAUCAAGACCCAGCCCUCGCCCCUGCUCAAGUCUAAGAAGGGCCGGCGGCGGCGAGAGGACGGCGAGCGUUCGCGCUGCAUCUACUGUCGGGAAAUGUUCAACCACGAAGACAACUGGCGGGGGCAGUGCCAGGACGCCCCCGACCCCAUCAAGCAGUGCAUCUACAAAGUCAGCUGCAUGCUCUGCGCCGAGAGCAUGCUGUACCACUGCAUGUCCGACUCCGAGGGGGACUUCUCAGACCCCUGCUCAUGUGACACGUCCGACGAGCAGUUCUGCCUGCGCUGGCUGGCCCUGGUGGCGCUGUCCUUCAUCGCGCCCUGCAUGUGUUGCUACCUGCCCCUGCGCGCCUGCCACCACUGUGGGGAGGCCUGCCGCUGCUGCGGGGGCAAGCACAAGGCGGCGGGGUGACCCCACAACGAACUCUGGGACACCCUCAAAGCUAGCUAACACAGGAAGUGGAUAAAUGCGGAAAAAUAAAAAAGCCGGCAUCCUUUUUUCAUUCCCCUCUCAGACGGGGUGAUGUUGUUGAUCCCCAGCUCUGAGGGCUUUUGGAGAUUUCUGUUUGUGUUUGUCGCCGACAAGCAGCGGUGGAGGACAAACCAAAUGCUUUGUGGGGGCUCUGAGCAUCAAGCUAUGUUCAGGAGCUUAAACUGAGGAGAGGAGCAGCAGGCAACGUCAAGAUUAAUAGACUUGGAGAUGUUACUAAACACACCUGUACACACCUGUACACACACACACACACACACAAACACACACACACACACACACACACACACACACACACACACACACACCUAUCUCUCACAUUCACACUCAUGCAUUGACAAAGCCAAGCCACAAAUGUCAGGACUCUACUGCAAGAAAUGUGUAACUUUAUGAAGGAAAAAUUGUCUUUUGUACAGAGAGCAAACAACUUAACGACGAAAAAAGAAAACAAAACUAUUCUGCGUUUCAGAAAAAAUACUUGCUGUUUGAGUAUGCUAAAAGGGAUAUGUUCUUGCUUUUUUGUGAAUUUACAGUUGGGUAACAGUGGCCUUUCCUUCAUGGCUUAAGCAUUUGCUGACAAUGUAAUUACUAGACAGAGAAAAGUGCACUAGAAAUGGUUUCCCCCCCCCUGAGUAAAGGUAACCCCCUCAAAUUCUUGUGGUACAUUAACCACCUUUUGUAGUGUAAUUUUAACAUUUAAGAGAUGUUUCCGUGGUGGAUGUAUGGCCAAUUCCUUGUUUUCCUUUCCAUCGAAUGUUGAACAAAUUCAGAAGGUGACAGCUUGUUUCUGAAGGUGCAGCUUGGUAUUGCUUUUGACAUUUAACUAUAAGAUGUUAAAAUGAUCACCUUGCCUUCCCUACGUGAUUUAGACUAUUUGAUUGCAUUCCAAAAAAAAGGGAUCGAUUCCAUGAUUAGAAGGGAUAAAAUGGUAAUGACUUUACCAUGCAGAGUUCCCCGAAAUAGUUUUUUCCACAUCAUUUAAAUAGCAUUAAAACAUCUUGAACCGUUUAAAUUUUGAAGCCACGAUUUGAUUUACUCCAAUGAAUUCCAGUUUUAGUCCAGUUAUUUACUGCUGUUGUGAAAUUGGUGUUUUUAUUUCUUACUUGUUAUUUUCCUGCUCAUUUUAUAAUUAUUUUUUAAACAAAGGCUGAAAUGUUGCUCAACCAGCAAGUUUUGUUUCGGUGAGUAAAUGGGUUACAGUGCUCCUUGGUUUAAUGAUGAGGCACUUAAAUUAGGUUAUUCUUUUAUUGGAAAUCCUUUAGAUUUUAUAAUUAGUCUGUACAUAUAUUUGACUAAUAUAACUUUAUUUAAUUUGCCAUUGGGAAUACUCCUCCUGAAAGCACUGCUCUCCAAGCUUUGGUUGCAGCACCCUCUCCAAAUGUCCAUGUUUGUCCCAUGAAUCCGUUUUUUUGUUUUCUUUUAAUUUCCCCGCACAUCCUGUGUAAAUGUAGUACUUCUUUGUUCCUCAAAAGUUCACUCCUUCCGUAUGUCUUCAUUUAACAGACCCUGGAUGAAUGAAUGAAUGCAUUGCUUCAGGAAUGCUGAGUAUCUUAGCUAUUAAACAUACAAGUGUUAUGUAUGUAUGUGUGUGCGUGUGUGUGCGUGUGUGUGCAUAGGUCUACAUAUGCAUUGUUGAUCUGGUGUCAUGUCACCUCUGACUUUGUGAUUAAGGCUUUGACUUGUAACCGCGUCCUGUUUCCUGAAGCGUCUAUUUAACAAAGAGACGAUGGAACUGUUAAAGGAGAAGUUUAACAUCCUGGGAAUUUCACUUAUCUGCUUUCUUUACUGUGGUUAGUGAGACGAUCAAAACUACUCGCUAUUGUAACUUUUGUUAAAUUGGAGCUAGCAGCCGCUUAGCCUAGCGUACAAUGGGGAAACGGAUAGCUUGGCUCCAUUACAAUGUAUUAAACUCUGCUUUAUAGCACCUUAAAGUUAACCGAUUAACAGGUUAUAUCAUUUGUUUGAUUAGUAUAAAAGCGAAAGUGUAAAGAUGACAAUUUGGGGUUUUACUACAGGUCAUGUGUGGGACUAUUUCUUGAACAGGCACAGUGACUGAUUCGUGUUGUCACCAUGAGGGUACUGUGCCUGGACAACAAAUAACUCGUAAAACCUCAAUUGGCCAUUUUUCAAAUAAAAAUAUAUAUAAUCUAUUAUUUAGUGAGCUUUAGCUGUGGCAGUAGGACGAUUUUGUCACAGUUACCUGUUAGCUUCCCUAUGCUAAUAAGCGAAGCAGCUUCGUAUUU
This is a messenger RNA of Notothenia coriiceps (black rockcod), 3452 nucleotides long. It is a transcript of the gene spred1, whose product is annotated as sprouty related EVH1 domain containing 1. Gene Ontology annotation, cellular component: membrane. Bases 1 to 1131 code for a protein of 376 amino acids. Gene Ontology annotation, molecular function: protein kinase binding. The transcript has 5 exons. The record is from RefSeq and is a predicted model, not a curated record. Lineage: Eukaryota; Metazoa; Chordata; Actinopteri; Perciformes; Nototheniidae. Gene Ontology annotation, biological process: negative regulation of MAPK cascade; multicellular organism development.